Molecule: messenger RNA, 630 nt
Organism: Colletotrichum karsti
Lineage: Eukaryota; Fungi; Ascomycota; Sordariomycetes; Glomerellales; Glomerellaceae
Exons: 3
Coding region: 1-630 (209 amino acids)
Cellular component (GO): cytoplasm
Molecular function (GO): oxidoreductase activity, acting on the CH-OH group of donors, NAD or NADP as acceptor
Source: RefSeq, a predicted model, not a curated record
AUGGCGGAUCAAAAGGUUGCGAUUGUCACGGGAGCCUCAUCGGGCAUGGGCGAGGCUUUGGCCCGGGAUCUUGUCAAAAAGGGCUGGCAGGUAGCCAUGGCCGACCUCAACAAGAACGAGCCGCUUUCACAGGAGCUGGGCGAGGCGGCCAGCUUUCACGCUACAGACGUCUCCGAUUACGACAGCCAGGCAAAGACUUUCCAAGAGGUAUGGGGUCGGUAUGGCAGGAUCGACGCCCUUCUAGCCAACGCAGGCAUCGUCGACAAGAGCUCGAUCUACAUCUUCAACCACCGAGGGUCGGACAAGAUCCCGCCUAAGCCCGAUCUGAUCUGCACCGAUGUCGACUACAAGGGUGUGGUGUACGGCACACAGCUUGCCAUUCACUUUAUGCGUAAGAACAAGAUCCCUGGGGGUAGUAUCGUUGCGACGGCGAGUAUUGCGGCUGUUCACCCCCACGAGACCUACCCGGAGUAUGACGGCGCCAAAGCUGCAGUUGUCAACUUCGUGCGGGCGACGUCACGCCUGCUCAAGCUCAAGGAGAACAUCCGUAUCAACGUCGUUCUACCUGGUGUUGUAGCAACCAACAUCAUCCCUCCUGAAAUGGUUGCUGCUGUUUCUGAAGAAUGGUGA